Balaenoptera musculus (blue whale) is the source of this 669-nucleotide messenger RNA. RefSeq names its product von Willebrand factor C domain containing 2 like (gene VWC2L). NCBI's taxonomy places the organism in Eukaryota, Metazoa, Chordata, Mammalia, Artiodactyla, Balaenopteridae. Gene Ontology annotation, biological process: negative regulation of BMP signaling pathway. Bases 1 to 669 code for a protein of 222 amino acids. The transcript is spliced from 3 exons. Gene Ontology annotation, molecular function: protein binding. Gene Ontology annotation, cellular component: AMPA glutamate receptor complex. The record is from RefSeq and is a predicted model, not a curated record.
AUGGCUCUUCAUAUUCAUGAAGCUUGCAUACUUCUGUUGGUCAUCCCCGGAUUGGUCACCUCUGCUGCCAUCAGUCAUGAAGACUAUCCUGCUGAUGAAGGUGACCAGACUUCCAGUAAUGACAAUCUGAUUUUUGAUGACUAUCGAGGGAAAGGGUGUGUGGAUGACAGUGGCUUUGUAUACAAGUUGGGAGAACGAUUUUUCCCAGGGCAUUCCAACUGUCCAUGUGUCUGUGCUCUGGAUGGACCUGUUUGUGACCAGCCAGAAUGCCCUAAAAUUCACCCAAAGUGUACUAAAGUGGAACACAAUGGAUGCUGUCCUGAGUGCAAAGAAGUGAAAAACUCUUGUGAAUAUCAUGGGAAAAAUUACAAAAUCUUGGAGGAAUUUAAGCCCUCUCCAUGUGAAUGGUGUCGCUGUGAGCCCAGCAAUGAAGUUCACUGUGUUGUAGCAGACUGCGCAGUUCCUGAGUGUGUCAACCCAGUCUAUGAACCAGAACAAUGUUGUCCUGUCUGCAAAAAUGGUCCAAACUGCUUUGCAGGAACUACGAUCAUUCCGGCUGGCAUUGAAGUGAAAGUGGAUGAAUGUAACAUCUGUCACUGUCACAACGGGGACUGGUGGAAGCCCGCUCAGUGUUCAAAACGCGAAUGCCAAGGCAAGCAGACUGUGUAG